AUGGCCUCCUCAACAUCGGUUGACGUUCUGCCCACAGGCUUCAGGAUCUUCACCACCCUUCCUGAUGUGUUCUUCAUCCUUGAGUUUGUGUUCGGGGGUUUGGUCUGGAUGCUGGUGGCAUCGACUCGCAUCCAGCCAGAAAAUCCUCUGGGCUGGGUGAUGUUCGUCUCUAUCUUCUGCUUCAUCAUGACGACAGUCUGGUUCUUCAUCUUCCUCUGUGGAGGCAAUCAGUCCAGCAUGUGGCCCUCCCUGGAUGUGGGUUAUCAUUUUGUGGCUGUGGUUUUCUACCUCAGUGCAUCUGUGGUUCUGGCGUACAUCACCUUUAUACUAGGAAGUGCUUCGUCAAUUAACAACCAGGCAUUUCAAAGAAUCUUCCAUCUGGACAUUGCUGCAGUGGUGAUGUCUCAUUUGGCCACUCUCGUCUACUUCAUCCAUACCAUCCUCUCUGCUAUUCGAUGGAGGAGGUCCUAAAAAAAUGCCACCAACAGCAAACACACAGAGGACCAAAAACAGAAGAAACCAAAUAACCAACUGGUCUUUUACUGGACUAAAUACAGAAUGACAUUUAAAAUAAACUAUUUUUUAUUUUCAUCUCAGGCGGUCUGUGAAAGCAACCAAGGGGCUAAAAUGUCAAAUUAAUGAAUGAAUGAGCGGAAAACAAGCAGGUUACUGAUAAAUGUUAAAAAAUGUCAGUCAGAAAUAAAUGUGGUAUAAGGAAAGUGUGUAUAAUUAAUCAGUGUGUAUAAUUAAUCAAAAGUCUUUAGGAGUAGGUACUGUAUUAGAAUACAUUGAGACAUUUACCCUUAAAGGGUCAGUUCACCUAAACUAUGAAAAUAACCCCAUAUGUUCUGUAUAUUACAACAAGCUCUCACAUUAUUUCUAAUAGUUUGAAUAAAAUUGUUCACAGGUUUUUUCAAUGAUACCCACAGUGACCAGGACAAUGUUGCUGAAUUUCAAAAGUAUAAGCUCCAUAGAUUAGACACUUUUAAAGAGGGUUACCUCAAAACCUGGACAAAUUAAUUCAAAACUAGAUACCACAGUAGGUAAGGUUGGUGAUUUGACCCUUUCAGAUAUUUACAAGCCUGUCUUGUUAGUUACUAGCAAAUGGUGGCCCCAGCUGGUCAGCUUACAUGUUAAAUAAGUACUCCAGGGAUUUAGUAUUGCACUUGACUCGUGAGAC
Molecule: messenger RNA, 1180 nt
Organism: Scomber scombrus (Atlantic mackerel)
Lineage: Eukaryota; Metazoa; Chordata; Actinopteri; Scombriformes; Scombridae
Product: myelin and lymphocyte protein-like
Exons: 4
Coding region: 1-471 (156 amino acids)
Biological process (GO): myelination
Cellular component (GO): membrane
Molecular function (GO): structural constituent of myelin sheath
Source: RefSeq, a predicted model, not a curated record